Molecule: messenger RNA, 2603 nt
Organism: Acanthochromis polyacanthus (spiny chromis)
Lineage: Eukaryota; Metazoa; Chordata; Actinopteri; Pomacentridae
Product: snake venom 5'-nucleotidase
Exons: 9
Coding region: 101-1822 (573 amino acids)
Biological process (GO): AMP catabolic process
Cellular component (GO): plasma membrane
Molecular function (GO): nucleotide binding; 5'-nucleotidase activity; metal ion binding
Source: RefSeq, a predicted model, not a curated record
CCCCAGUAUCCUCCACAUCCCACAUAAGAGGAGAAGCUCACGCCUUCGUCAUGAGCCAUGCAUACUUGGUUACUGAUGCGCUUUUACGCACAACGACACGAUGAGGUUCUGGUCGUCUCGGUGCGCUCUCCUGACCUUAGUCUGCCUCGUUGUGCUUUUAAACAGUUCCGGAAGAGCUUCGACCUUCGAGGUGACUCUGCUUCACACCAACGACAACCAUGCCCGCAUCGAGGAGACCAGCGAGGACUCUGGAAAGUGUCCAGCCGGGGCUCCGUGCUUCGCUGGAGUCGCCAGGAGAUUCACCAAAGUGUCGGAGAUCCGCAAAAAGGAGACGAAUGUUGUGUUUGUCGAUGCUGGAGACCAGUUUCAAGGGACUGUGUGGUUUAAUUACUAUAAAGGCGCUGAAGCUGCACAUUUUAUGAACAAACUUGGCUAUGAUGUUAUGGCUUUAGGAAACCAUGAAUUUGACAACGGAGUGGAGGGUCUGAUCCAGCCUUUCCUCCAGACUGUAAACUGCUCUGUGGUCAGUGCCAACAUUAAAGCUGACCACACUCUGGCCACCAACCUGAGUGGCUACUACCAACCCUAUACAGUCAUCAAAGUGGGCUCAGAGAAGGUGGCUGUAGUCGGAUACACCACGGCAGAGACACCCUUCUUAUCCAGGCCAGGCCAACACCUGAAGUUUGAGGAUGAGGUGGAGGCAUUGCAGGUUCAGGUUGAUAAGCUGGAGACUCUGGGUUUUAAUAAGAUCAUCGCUCUGGGACACUCUGGUUUUGACGUGGAUAAAGAUAUUGCCAAGCGAGUGAGAGGAGUUGAUGUUGUUAUUGGCGGACACACCAACACAUUCCUCUAUACUGGAAAACCUCCAUCCACCGAAGUGCCAGCAGGUCCGUAUCCUUUUAUGGUGAGAUCUAACGAUGGGAGAAGGGUACCAGUGGUCCAGGCCUUUGCCUUUGGAAAAUAUCUGGGAUAUUUAAAAGUCACCUUUGAUGAUGCUGGGAAUGUUUUAAAAGCUGAAGGAAACCCCAUCCUGAUGGACAACAGCAUCCCUCAAGACCCGGGUGUCCUUGCUGAUGUUGAGAAGUGGAAGAAAGAUUUGGCUCAGUUCUCUUCACAAUAUGUUGGCCAAACCUUAGUCUACCUCAACGGGACGUUUGAAGAGUGUCGAUUCCGGGAGUGUAACCUUGGGAACCUAAUCUGCGAUGCUAUGAUUCACCACAAUAUAAAGGAUUCAAGUGAGCUGCAGUGGAAUCAUGUGGGCAUAUGCAUGCUGAAUAGUGGAGCCAUACGGACAGCGAUAGACGAACGCUACAAAAAUGGUUCCAUAACAAUGGAGGAGAUCCUCACUGUCCUACCAUUUGGAGGAACUUUUGACUUGGUUCAAAUUAAAGGAUCAACAGUGAAAAAGGCUUUUGAACACUCCAUUCACAGAUAUGGAAGCAUGUCUGGAGAAUUUCUUCAAGUGUCAGGUGUUCACGUGGAGUAUGAUCUCUCCAAGCCGGUGAACCAGCGUGUGGUGUCGGUGUCGAUGCUCUGCACUGAGUGCCGUGUGCCCAAAUAUGAACCGCUGGACCCUCAGAAGACGUACGCUGUGGCGAUGCCCUCAUACAUGGUGGGUGGAGGUGACGGCUUCACCAUGAUCAAGGAGGAAGUACUGAAGCAUAACACAGGUGAUAUGGACAUUACAGUCCUUUCCAAAUACAUCUCGGAUAUGAAGCGAGUUUACCCUGCAGUGGAGGGUCGCAUCACGUUCAGGAACUCCGCCUCCCUCACAGCCCACAGCUUCGGCUUGCUGCUGCUGAGUCUGUAUCUGACUCUCUGACCGGCUUUGUACGUUCUGGGAAACGUACAAAGCCGUUUCCCAGACUGCAAUAAACUGAUCGGUUUGGGAACUCCUUCAGGACUUGGUUAACUGCCUCCCCAUCUCGCUACCUUCGAAGAUAACAAGAAGACAACUGCAGGUUCAGCCUCAUUGUAGAUUUAAUACUCAAACAGGGACUGAAUUUAAUCCACUAACAACACAACAGUCCCACAAAAACUGCAUUAGGGGCAAUCUUGUUUGCUUAAAUCUUAAACAAAAUGUGCAAGAUGAACAACUUAAACAUAAAAAGCAAAGAUGUACUGAAAAUUAACAAAUGAGGGCAUCUAAGUCAUUUAACUGGCAUUUUAAACAAUAUGAAUGUGAUUUUUCUUAAGUACCGUGUAAUAAAUGCAUUGUCAUGCUCCGCCUUGGAUAUUAGACAAUGGACUGGUCAACUUCUUAGUGGAACAAGGGAAGGCUUUCCAGCAGCUAUAAAUGUGACUCCAUUCACUGAACAUCAGUAGAUGGAAAUGAACCAAAGCACCUGAUUUUGUCUUUAGUUGUUCUUUUAUCUCAAACUUUCAUUCUGUCCAGUUCAAUCGACUCCACACACUCAGAUUAGCGCUGCAGCUGCUCCUCAACCCGUUAUCUUUGUAAAGGAUUUUAUGUUCAUCAGGUUGCAGACACAAAUGUAUCACAACGGUAAAAUAUUGUUGAUUGAAGAUUGAUUUCUGUUUAUUGUGGGGGGGUUUCCAAGCAUCUGCCAAGUAUGCAUAGUGGGCAUAAUCAUGCACACAGAGUA